GAUGUGAUGGAGAAGGGGAGUGAGAAGGAAUCAGGAAGGAGAGUUGUGGGAAAAGACAACAAUCCACAGGUGAAAGCAACAUCUGGAGGUCAAGUGGUACCAAAGAGACGUUGCAAAAGAAAAAGGAAACCAGAACAGAAACAAAGGAGUAAUAAGUCUGACGUCUCAACCAAAGAUGAAACAGGGAAGAGAAAGAGGAGACCUAACGGUGCCAUGAACCAGAAAAGAUUCAACUGCAAAUUCAGUGGUAAAACAUAUCACAGCAUGCCAUCAUUCUUGAAUAGGUAUAAAUGUGAGGAAUAUGGAAAGCGCUUCCAUUGCAGUAGUGCAAGAACUAGGCAUCAAAAGAUUCACACAGGGGAGAAACAAUAUAAACGUUUGGAGUGUGGAGAGGGCUUCUCCAAGAAUAGCAACCUAACUGCACAUGAAAAGAUUCAUACUAGAGAGAAGCCAUUUAAAUGCUUGGAGUGUGGAAAGUGCUUCUCUCGGAAUUACUCCCUAAAAUCACAUCAAAAGGUUCACACAGGGGAGAAGUCAUAUAAAUGCCUGGAGUGUGGAAAGUGCUUCUUUCAGCGUAGCUACCUAACUUCACAUCAAAAGAUUCAUACUGGUGAGAAACCAUAUAAAUGCUUCGAGUGUGGAAAGUGCUUCUCCUAUAGUAGCCACUUAAAUGUUCAUCGAAAGAUUCAUACAGGGGAGAAGCCAUAUAAAUGCUUGGUGUGUGGAAAGUGCUUCUCUCAGAGUAGCAACCUAAGGACACAUCAAAAGAGUCAUAAUGUGGAGAAGCCAUACAAAUGCUUGGAGUGUGGAAGAUGCUUCUCCCACAGUUGCAGCCUAACUUCACAUCAAAAGGUUCACACAGGGGAGAAACCAUAUAAAUGCUUGGAGUGUGGAAAGUGCUUCUCUCGAAAUAACCACCUAAAAUCACAUCAAAAUGUUCAUACUGGGGAGAAGCCAUAUAAAUGCCUGGAGUGUGGAAAGUGCUUCUCUCAGAGUACCCACCUAAGGACACAUCAAAAGGUUCAUACUGGUGAGAAACCAUAUAAAUGCUUCGCGUGUGCAAAGUGCUUCACUAACAAUAGCCACUUAAAGGCACAUCAAAGCAUUCAUACUGGAGAGAAGCCAUAUAAAUGCUUGGAGUGUGGAAAGUGCUUCUCUCACCAUUGCAGCCUAACUUCACACCAAAGGGUUCACACAGGGGAGAAGCCAUACAAAUGCCUGGAGUGUGGAAAGUGCUUCUCUCAGGGUUGCCACCUAAGGACACAUCAAAGCAUUCAUUGGAGAGAAGCCAUGUAAAUGCGUGGAGUGUGGAAAGUGCUUCGCUCGGUAUGACUCCCUAAAAUCACAUCAAAGGAUUCAUACUGGGGAGAAGCCAUAUAGAUGCCUUAAGUGUGGAAAGUGCUUUUCUCAAAGUAGCGCCCUAACUACACAUCAGAAGGUUCACACCGGGGAGUAGCUGUACAAAUGUAUGGAGCAUUGAAAGGGGUUUUCUCAGAAUGGCACAUCGAACGAUUCAUACGGAGGAGACUUCUGGGGGAAAUAGUGACGUGAAGGGAGCACUUUACAAAGGCUCCAGACAUAUCUCCCUCUUGGACUUACCACAUCAGGAAAGGAGAGAAUAUAUUCCUAUAUCCUUACCACUCCCCCGUGGGGGAGACCCAACUGACAGGUGAACCCAUCUCCACCAGGUUCUCAUUCCAGCAAAAGCAGCAGAGAAAAAGUUGUAGCUGUUUGGUAUCCUGUUAUAAGUUUUAUUUUGAAUAAUAACAUUAUUCCUGAUAAUCCACAGUAUUAAAAAAUGGUUUACUUUUUAUUUGUAUUAUUAAAACAAAA
Messenger RNA from Gekko japonicus, 1833 nucleotides. RefSeq names its product zinc finger protein 501-like. Gene Ontology annotation, biological process: regulation of DNA-templated transcription. The coding region runs from base 7 to 1296 and encodes 429 amino acids. Gene Ontology annotation, molecular function: DNA-binding transcription factor activity, RNA polymerase II-specific; RNA polymerase II cis-regulatory region sequence-specific DNA binding. The transcript has a single exon. The record is from RefSeq and is a predicted model, not a curated record. Lineage: Eukaryota; Metazoa; Chordata; Lepidosauria; Squamata; Gekkonidae.